Cyprinodon tularosa is the source of this 663-nucleotide messenger RNA. RefSeq names its product GTPase IMAP family member 9-like. The coding region runs from base 1 to 663 and encodes 220 amino acids. Gene Ontology annotation, molecular function: GTP binding. NCBI's taxonomy places the organism in Eukaryota, Metazoa, Chordata, Actinopteri, Cyprinodontiformes, Cyprinodontidae. The transcript has 3 exons. The record is from RefSeq and is a predicted model, not a curated record.
AUGGAAGGACCAAAUGAAAUCAAUAUUUUCCUGGUGGGAAAAACUGGUAUUGGGAAGAGCAGCCUGGGAAAUACCAUCCUGGGAGACAGUCUGUUUAAAGAAAAAACAUCUCCUACAUCUGAAACAGAUGUGGGCAAAGAUGAAAGAAAAUACAUCAAUGGGGUACCUAUCAAUGUGAUCGACACUCCUGGCUUCUUUGACACCAACAUGGAUGAAGAAACACUAAAGCGUGAGAUAAUAGACAGUGUCAAACUGUGUGCACCCAAGAUUGAUGCCUUUCUUAUUGUGCUGAGAGUGGAUCGUUACUCAAAACAGGAGAAGGAAAUCAUCAAAGAAAUAGAACAGUGUUUCUCAGAGGAGGCUCUGAAACACGCUGUGGUUGUGUUUACGCAUGGAGACCAACUGGAAGAUGGGAUGACAAUUGAGGAUUUUGUUGAAAAGCAUUCUGAUCUGAAAAAGCUAGUAGAGAGGUGUGGCGGCAGAUGCCACGUUGUUGAUAACAAAUACUGGAAAGAAAAGCAAGAAGGUUACAGGAGCAACAAGUUUCAGGCUGAGCAGCUUCUCAACACAAUAAAAACAAUGAUAAACAAUCAGGGCUACUACACCAAUACGUUUCUUAAAUUAUGGCUUCAACAGGAAUUCCAGCUGUGGGUGGAGCAGUAA